This is a messenger RNA of Oncorhynchus masou masou (cherry salmon), 3632 nucleotides long. RefSeq names its product peroxisomal membrane protein 4 (gene pxmp4). The record is from RefSeq and is a predicted model, not a curated record. Lineage: Eukaryota; Metazoa; Chordata; Actinopteri; Salmoniformes; Salmonidae. Gene Ontology annotation, cellular component: peroxisomal membrane. The transcript has 4 exons. Bases 37 to 681 code for a protein of 214 amino acids.
CUUGGGUUUGUGUCACAUUCAUUCAAGACCCGAAAAAUGGCAGGUCCAGAUUUAGUCAAAACUGUGGUGUACACGAUUAAUAAUAUAUUACAGCAAGAAAAGUAUAAAGCUGCACUUGCAAUUGUUAAAGGAUUCCGAAAUGGUGCUGUUUAUGGGGCAAAAAUCCGGGCACCCCAUGCUCUUGUCAUGACGUUUCUUUUUAGAAGUGGAAGCCUGAAAGAUAAGCUGCGAGCCAUUGUGAAGGCCACGUACCAACACUCGCGCAACCUCGCCUACUUUGUGUUCACGUACAAAGGACUGCAAGCCCUACAGGAGAGGAUCCAGGGGAAGAGUCUACCAUCUCAGUCCUUCUUCGCCGCCUGCCUCGGUGGCUGGUUGGUGUUUGGGGAAAACAACAACAUCAAUAGCCAGAUCAACAUGUACCUGCUGUCUAGGAUCCUGUUUGCCUUGUCUCGCCUGGCUGUGGAGAAGGGCAUUGUACCACAGCCCAAGCGGGACCCCUUCCCCCUGUUUGCUACCCUGGUGUGGGGCAUUGUGCUAUGGCUGUUCGAGUACCACCCCCACACCCUGCAGCCUUCACUGCAGUCCUCCAUGAACUACCUCUACCACGACAGCAACGUGUGGCACGAUAUCUCAGACUUCCUUGUCUACAACAAGCCAAGGACUGUCGCUCCCAAGUGAGCUAAAGCUAAAAUAAGCAUCUCAAUAGACUAAAGUGUCUUCCUCGUCUCCUUUCCUUCAUCUGGUCUGAAAGAACUGGACAGGGUGGAAUGCAAAUUCCUGGUAUGACUUUAGACUGUUGCGAUGCAGGCCUGGGCCCGUAUUUAAAGUGUCCAGAGUAGGAGGGCUGAGCUUGGAUCAGUUUUGCCCUUUAGAAAAUAAUGAAUAAGAUGAUACAUACAGUACCACUCAAAUGUUUGGACACACCUACUCAUUCAAGGGUCUUUAUUUUGACUAUUUUCUACAUUGUAGAAUAAUAGUGAAGAUAUCAAAAUGAUGAAAUGACACAUGGAAUCAUGUAGUAACCAAAACUUAGAUUUUAGCUUCUUCAAAGUAGCCACCAUUUGCCUUUGACAGCUUUGCACACUCUUGGCAUUCUCUCAACAGCUUCACCUGGAAUGCUUUUCCAACAGUCUUGAAGGAGUCCCCACAUAUACUGUGCACUUGUUGGCUGCUUUUCCUUCACUCUGCAGUCCAAUUCAUCCCAAACCAUCUCAAUUGGGUUGAGGUCGGGUGAUUGUGGAGGCCAGGUCAUCUGAUGCAGCGCUCAUCACUCUGCUUCUUGGUCAAAUAGCCCUUAUACAGCCUGGAGGUGUGUUGGGUCAUUGUGCUAUAAGCGAAACGCCAUCCCAUCUGGUUAUCACUGCAGAAUGCUGCAUUAGCCAUGCUGGGUAAGUGUGCCUUAAAUUCUAAAUAAAUCACAGACCGUGUCACCAGCAAAUCAUCAUCACACCUCCUCCGUGCUUCACGGUGGGUACUACACAUGGAGAUCAUCCAUACACCUACUCUUCAUCUUUUUGGUUGGAACCAAAAAUCUCAAAUUUGGACUCCAGACCAAAGGACAGAUUUCCACCAGUCUAAUGUCGAUUGCUCAUGUUUCUUGGCCUAAUCACAACUCUUCUUCUUAUUGGUGUCCUUUAGUAGUGGCUUAUUUGCAGCAAUUCAACCAUGAAGGCCUGAUUCAUGCAGUCUCCUCUGAACAGUUGAUGUUGAGAUGUGUGAAGCAUUUACUUUGGCUGCAAUUUCUGAGGUGCAGUUAACUCUAAUGAACUUAUCCUCUGCAGCAGAGGUAACUGGGUCUUCCUUUCCUGUGGCGGUCCUCAUUAGAGCCAGUUUCAUCAUAGAGCAUGAUGGUUUUUGCCACUGCACUUGAAGAAACUUUCUUGACAUUUUCCAGAUUGACUGACCUUCAUGUCUUAAAGUAAUAAUGGACUGUCGUUUCUCUUCGCUUAUUUGAGCUGUUCUUGCCAUAAUAUGUACUUGGUCUUUUACCAAAUAGGGCUAUUUUGUGUGUACCACCCCUACCUCGUCACAACACAACUGAUUGGCUCAAACGCAUUAAGAAGGAAAGAAAUUCCACAAAUGCACUUUUUACAAGGCACAUCUGUUAAUUGAAAUGCAUUCCAGGUGACUACUUUAUGAAACUGAUUGAGAGAAUGCUAAGUGUGUGUCAAGCUGUCAUCAAGGCAAAGGGUGGCUAUUUGAAGAAUAUCAAAUAUAAAAUAUCUGGAUUUUGGUUACUACAUGAUUCCAUAUGUGUUAUUUCAUAGUUUUGAUGUCUUCACUAUUAUUCUACAAUGUAGAAAAUAGUUUAAAAAAAGAAAACCCUUGGAUGAGUAUGUGUGUCCAAACUUUUGACUGGUACGGUAUAUCGCCUAGAUCAGCACUAUUUGUGAAUACGGGUCCUGGUUCUCUGCCAUGUUAAAUCAAGAGCUAGUGAUUAUAAACCUUUAAAGAAAUGAAAUAUUUUUAAAUAAAUGUUGUCUUUCAUUAAGAACUAUGUGCUCCUAGAUCUAGUUUAAGUGAAAUAAAUAAUACCCGAAAAGGUGUGAAGCGGAUUUGCUCUCCCUGUCAAUCUAGAAUUGUAUCAGUUUUUAUAUGCUACUGUAGUUUAGAACAGAGUUUCCCAAGCUCGGUCCUGGGGGUAUGUUUUAGUUUUUGCCCGGGCACUACACAGCUGAUUCAAGUAAUCAAAGCGUGACCAUGAGUUGGUUAUUUGAAUCAGCUGUGUAAACCAAAAUGUGGCCCCCUGCUUAACCCCUGCUUAAGACUAUGCACUACCUACAGUUUUAUUUUUCAAUUCACUUACCGCACUUGAUUCAUAGAAUAGCAUAUUUUCCAGUAAUUACUAGAUUCUUUGUAAUAUUUCCUUCAUAAGAUAGGGCUACUUUGUUUUUAAUAACCAAACAGUAAGCAGGAUUUAAUGUGAUAUUUCCAUGAUCUAAAACCGGUGUUUUUAAACAUUUUAUUUUAAUAUUUAUUUAAUUAAUUAUUUAAUUAUUUUACUUUCCUUAGUUGUUUUUGGUACAAAUCAUCAGUUUGACCUUGAACAGUGUUUGCUUGUUAAAUGUUUGUUAGAAUUACUUUUUUUGAAACGUAGAUUAGCAUGAUACAAAAUGUACAUACAGUUCUCUUAAGUGAAUUGCCUUUCUUAGCCAUACUGUCAUUGAACAAUGCUUUUUCAUUUAUUGAGGACACAUUCACUGUGCUAUUCAUGGUAAAGUCUGUGUCCUUUUCAGAUCACACACUUUACAAUGUUGUUUUUGUAAGUGGUGUAAAAACAAGAAUAGUCUGACCCAUUCUUACUUUCUCAAUCUUUUUUAUGUCUAGCAUUGAGCCUUUGGUCUGUUUGUUGCUCAAUUCAGGUUCCACCCGUGGAGUGGGAGUGAACGUGAUACAAGCCCAUUUCCGUUUCUCCCUCAUCGAGUAUGCACGCAUUCAGUCCCCCUCAAGGAUUUCAAACCAUUGGUGUAUGCAUUUGGCUUGAGGGAGCCUCAAUUAUAUUCCUUUCACCAACCCAUUCCUCACAAAAUUAUUCUGCUUAGAAUUGGAAUUGGGCUACAGAUUACAUUCAGUUAUCUAAUUAUACAGGCACUUCAAAUGCAACAGAAUAAAUGCUGUUUUAUGAUUUA